AUGAAGCGAACGGUAUCACGAAGAGAGGCUGACAAAAGACGCAGCAGAGAAGACGAAGCCGUUGAUACACCACAUCUAGCCAAACCAGAGAACCAAGUCGUCCAGAACCCUGCGCCUUCUGAAAGGCUUGCCUUGAUUGACAAACUUCAAGAAGAAGUGGACGAAACAACCAGAAUUAGUGAACUCAGUGAAAAGCUGUCAGCGUAUCUACGACAUUUGGCAAAGUCGAUUGAAACGGCAUCAGAGAGUGCAGAAGCAGCUGAACAUACAAUGCAAAAUUGGGAGAGAACAUUCUCCAUCAUGGGAGAGAUGAACAAGGGCCGAGAAAAAGAAAGCCAAACAUGGGUCAGACUCAAGGAUACGGAUAACGGACGGUAA
Messenger RNA from Mucor velutinosus, 378 nucleotides. RefSeq lists its product as uncharacterized. The transcript has a single exon. Lineage: Eukaryota; Fungi; Mucoromycota; Mucoromycetes; Mucorales; Mucoraceae. The record is from RefSeq and is a predicted model, not a curated record. Bases 1 to 378 code for a protein of 125 amino acids.